GUCGGGGUCGGGAGCGCAGGCUCCCCGCUACUGCCCCUACCCUGGGUCGCGAACUCCGAACUCUGGGCUGUCUGGCUGCUCCAGCGGGUGGGCGGUGCCCGGAGGCGCGGGGCACCGAGGGGCAGGAACUUGGGUCGGGUGUCCCUCUUGGUUGCCCCUCCGCUCCGUGACCGGGUCCCGCUUCCCCCCCGGGCCUUUGCCCACCACUUCCCAUCCUCCUGGAGCUGAGGUCAGACACAUCUCAGUUUCUCCGGGCGGCUACUGGUCGCUUCCUGACCCCCAGGGACUGUGUCCGGCGUCUUCUUAGCCCCUCGUAGCCUUUGGAGCCUCCUUUGCAGGCCUGAGGGCCCACUAAGGCCUGUUCCUACAUCCCGCUCUUCUCCAAGGCUUUGCCAGUCACAUCUUGACUCCUUCGGGUCAUUACUGUCACUUCCCAGGCUGCCACAGCCACUUCUCUUCACAUGCUGACAGCCGCCACUACCCCAGGGCCAUUGCUGGACCCUAGGAGUGGAGGACCCACUUAUCUGGGAACAACGGGUAAGGGAGGAGAGCCUUCCAACUGCUGUCCAUGGUCCCAGGAGCUGAGAGGCCCACCUCCACUUGCACCCAAAUGUGUUCCGUAGAAUACCAUGAAUAUGGUCACCUUUUAGUUGUGCCUAUGGAGGCCCAUCCCAAGGUAUUUAGAGCUGAGAAAAGAUAGAAUUCUUUAGGCUGUGAAAGAUUCAGCAGGGUCCCCUUUAGGGUCUUCUCUCCACCAAAGGAUCUUUAACAAAUUGUAUGUGUUCCCAGGAGGGUGACAGAGUGGUGGGCACACAUUUUAGGUUGUGUUGCUGGAAGUGUUCACCUUAGAGAGAGACAACAGAAAUACAGUUCUGAGUGACCAGAGAGUUGUCACGAGGAAGAUUCCUCAUUUUGUGUUUUCCUGGAAAGUGUUAUCCAGACCAGUGAGUGAAGGUUAUUACAAGGUCGAUUUUAGUUUUAGCUUGGCAAAAGGAGGACUCCCUGGAUGGCGCAAAUGGACUACUAAUUGAAAGGUUGGUGGUUCGAACUCACCCAGAGGUGCCUCAGAAGAAAGGCCUGGCCAUCUGUUUCCAAAAGGCCACAACCUUGAAAACCCUAUGGAGCACGGUUCUAUUCUGCACACGUGAUGUUGCCAUAAGUCGGAACUGACUCAGUGGCAACCGUUUUGUUUUUGGUAGAAGGAUAAAUCUAACAGCUGUGAACCUCCUGUCUCUGGUGGGAGUAAGGCAGAGACAGUUUUUAGAGGACCUUGCAAAAGGGCCAAGAUACUGACGUUUGAACUGGAAGCUUCAGACUUCUCAAAGAAACUUCAGAAUGGCUUUGAAUAGGACAAGCUAGAAAUCUCUUCUGAACACCGUGUUCAGCACGCAUCUCCCCCUUUGAACUUUCCUGGAGAGGAUCUUCCUGAAAGUUCGUUCUGCAGACAACCACACUCAGGCUAAAGGAACCAGAAUAGUAGAGUUGACUUAUCUGCGAGAAUCCUCUUGCUUUAUUAUAUUCUGUCCCAGAGUUCUAAGGAGUGUAGACAUAUUCAUGGAACCCAAGGGCCUACAAGGAAGGGAAGUAGCACUUUCAUGCUGAAUGAAAACCAAACAAAUGACAGUUGUGACUAAAAACACUUAAACCUGCCACGUCUGGAUUCACUGGAUUGGGGAAACAGAGGAACAUCACUCCUGGGGAGAAAGAGGUGACACCAGAAAAGAAAAUCCAAAGAAAGAGGAUGAGGGCAAUUGGAAAGUAAAUGGCUGCCUCCACUUCCACAGAGACGAAGUCAGCCUCUUGGUGGAAUUAUUUUUUCCUUUAUGAUGGUUCAAAGGUAAAGGAAGAAGGAGAUCCAACAAGAGCUGGCAUUUGUUAUUUUUAUCCUGCUCAGACCCUGCUUGACCAACAGGAGUUGCUUUGUGGACAGAUUGCCGGAGUUGUCCACUGUGUUUCAGACAUUUCUGGCUCUCCCCCCACUCUCAUUCGUCUGCGGAAACUGAAGUUUGCUGUAAAGGUUGACGGAGAUUACCUUUGGGUGCUAGGCUGUGCUGUGGAGGUCCCCGAUGUCAGCUGCAAGCAGUUUCUGGAUCAGCUAAUUGGCUUCUUUAGCUUUUACAAUGGACCUGUUUCUCUGGCUUACAAGAACUAUCCUCAGGAAGAACUGAGUGCGGAGUGGGACACCUUCAUUGAACAAAUUCUGGAAAACACCAGUGAUCUGCAUAAGAUAUUCAACUCUCUUUGGGACUUGGACAGGACUAAAGUAGAGCCCCUGUUGUUGCUGAAAGCAGCCCUCAUCCUGCAGACCUGUCAGCGCUCGCCUCAUGUCCGGGCCGGCUGCAUUCUCUACAAGGGCCUGAUUGUUAGCACCCAGCUACCGCCAUCCCUCACCGCCAAGGUCCUGCUUCACCGAGUGGCACUUUACAACAAGAGAACACCGACAGGACUGGAUGCCCUGCGGGGACACGGAGCGGCCCUCCCCUCGAACGUGCAGAUCAUGCCUGUGUUUGUGACCGAAGAGGAAGCCGGCGGCCUCCGUGAGUUCCCGGUGGAGCGGAUGACUGGCUCUCCUGCCUCGCCAGGCAGACUCCAGGGCAACUCAGCCCAGCACCCUCCAAGGGACUGGAGCACGUCUACACUGAAGAAAAAUGCCAUCGGGCAUGUGGGAUCCGUGGCCUGGACAUUGGCGACCACCCUAGGGCCCACGUCCCCUGACUUAGCUGGGCUGAAUGGCACGGGGGAGAACGGACACCUGUUUGGCCAUGAUACAGAGAGCAUCGAGCCCGCAAAGCUGUACAGCACUGGCAGGAGUGUGGGCUCUGGUCCUCACGGUGCCCUGGUGAAGGAGCCUGGCUUUUCCCAAGGGGAACUUGACUUGUCUGUACUCCACAUUCCAGAAGCUUUGGAAAUGGAAACAUCUUCAGGUCAUUCUGCUUUCCUGCACAUGCCUGCUGCAGAUGGUGGUGGUCCAUACCACAGGGAAUCAGUCAGCAACCUCGGCAACCCAGAACCCAAGCCUCUUGAGGACCUGCCUGCGGGCACAGCCACCAGUGACCCCCUCCCUCCCUCCCCUCCUAUGGUGCCCACCCAGAAUGGAGCCCCAGAGGAGCAGGAAGACCUUCCUGGCGACAGCCAUCCAGCCCCUAUUCCCAGGGAUGACCCACUGCUCAGAAGGACCAGCAGGCAAUCCUCAUCACCUCACUCAGCUUUAAGGCAGAGAGGAGAGAAACCCCCUCUGGAGGAGCAAGCCGGGGGUCUGCGUGCAGGUGGAGUCCACGAGAGCCGUUUGGAGGAGCAAGCCGGGGGUCUGCGUGCAGGUGGAGUCCACGAGAGCCGUUUGGAGGAGCAAGCCGGGGGUCUGCGUGCAGGUGGAGCCCACAAGAGCCGCUCGGGCUCAGCGGACCGUCAGGGCGGCGUCCCCUCUGCAGGCAGAGCUGGCUCACCGUCAGCCCUGGUGGGGCCCCACCUGGGGCUCGUGAGGAUGAACCUCUACGUGCACAGUGUGAAGGGGCUAGUGCUGUCCCUGUUGGCGGAGGAGCCGCUGCUGGGGGAUGGCCCAGCCAUCGAGGAGGUGUACCACAGUAGCCUGGCGUCCCUGAAUGGGCUGGAGGUCCACCUGAAGGAGACGCUCCCCAAAGACGAGGCUGCCCCGGUGAACAGCACGUACAACUUCACGCACUACGACAGCAUUCAGAACGUGCUGAUGGCAAACCUGCCACUGGUGGCCACAGCCCAGGAUCACCGCUUCCUCCAGGCCGUCAGACUGAUGCAUUCUGACUUUGCCCAGCAGCCCGCGCUGUACGAGAUGACUGUCAGGUGCCGUCAAGUUGGUUCCGAUUCAUGGCGACCCCACGCACAACAGAACGAAACACUGACCAAUCCUGCACCAUCCUUACAAUCAUUGUUAUGCUUGAGCGCAUCGUUGCAGCCACUGUGUCAGUCUACCUCAUUGAGGGUCUUCCUCUUUUCCACUGACCCUGUACUUUGCCAACCAUGAUGUCCUUCUCCAGGGACUGAUCGAUCCCUCCUGACGACAUGUCCAAAGAAUGCCUCCACAGCUGUGUACGCCUGUUGCAACCCCGUCCAGGAAACCUACUUCCAGCAGCUGGCCUCUCCAGCACGGAGCUCGGGCUUCCCCAGUCCUCAGGACGGCGCCU
Messenger RNA from Loxodonta africana (African savanna elephant), 4157 nucleotides. It is a transcript of the gene HPS4, whose product is annotated as HPS4 biogenesis of lysosomal organelles complex 3 subunit 2. NCBI's taxonomy places the organism in Eukaryota, Metazoa, Chordata, Mammalia, Proboscidea, Elephantidae. The transcript is spliced from 15 exons. Gene Ontology annotation, molecular function: small GTPase binding; guanyl-nucleotide exchange factor activity. Gene Ontology annotation, cellular component: cytoplasmic vesicle; lysosomal membrane; BLOC-3 complex. Gene Ontology annotation, biological process: protein targeting; melanosome assembly; vesicle-mediated transport. The record is from RefSeq and is a predicted model, not a curated record. Bases 1763 to 3997 code for a protein of 744 amino acids.